UGCUUCCGGAGCUCGGUUCCGCCGCUUCUCGGCCUUUCACCGGAACCCACGAGGCGGGCCCGGAUUCGUCGAGCCAGGAGCUUAAGGACCAAGGUGUUAUCGGUGAGCUAAGAGCGUCGGAAUUACAGGGCAAAGGAUGGCCGCGGCGGCCUCUCUCAGGUGGAUUCUACAACUUCACAAGGAUGUGCCCAAGGCCGCUCGUUUCUACUCCGAAGGUCUAGACUUCACUGUCAAUGUAUGCACUCUACGGUGGGCUGAGCUUCAGUCCGGGCCUCUGAAGCUCGCCCUCAUGCAAUCUAUCAAUGGAGGGCCAGCUGCUGACCCCUAUUUUUUCAGUGACAAUGUUCCGCAGAAGGGGUAUUCUUCUUCGCUAUCAUUUACAGUCACUGAUAUCAAUAGUACGGUGACAAAGCUGAUGGCUUUAGGCGCAGAGCUAGAUGGACCCAUCAAGUAUGAAAUUCAUGGAAAGCAGGUAGCUGCCAUGCGUUGUAUGGACGGCCAUGUCUUAGGGCUUUAUGAACCAGCAUAAAAGGGUCUACAAAGGAAAGAAUAAACAAGUCAAAUUUGAUGCCAAGUGUGGGGUAAUUGCUGCCGACUUCCUGCUGGCUGCCGGGUCUUGUUCUUAUUUCAAAGUCUUGGAAUCUGCUGAAGACACGGAGAAGACAUGGGAGAUUUCUCCAUGCUUGGGGUUCCCCUUGAUUAUUGAUAGCGUUUGUUGAUCGAUAUCUAUAAUUGCUGUGCAUAGGGUGUAUAGAGUUGGACCUGGAAUUAAGGCAAAGCUGUGAGAUUGACAAGUGAACUGAUUGAAUAGGAAGAACAAAGGUCCUGCAUUUCCAUUUUGUUACCAUUCAUGUAAAUGGGGUAUCUUUUGUCCCCAUAUCUCCUAGAAUUGACAAGAAAUCCUCCUUUGAUGUUUUCGCCAGAACAGCUGCUCUUUCUUGCCUGCAUUUUGAGUUGUCAUCUUGUACCUAUUGCAGAUGAAAUGAUUCAAUUACAGUUUCUUUGGUAG
Linum tenue is the source of this 1009-nucleotide messenger RNA. NCBI's taxonomy places the organism in Eukaryota, Viridiplantae, Streptophyta, Magnoliopsida, Malpighiales, Linaceae. The record is from the annotation of a GenBank genome assembly.